AUGUUAGACCGCAGUAUAAACAGGGUCAUGUCUCACCACGAGUGGUGCUGCUGCAGAAUGAACAUGUGUUUGUUUCAGUUCAUGAACACUGUCCGUCUGUGGGAUUUCAUCGAGGAGCGAGAGACCCGUGAGGCCCCGCCCAGUGGUGAUGUCACCCACGAGACCCCGUCCACUGAUGACGUCAACCGCGAAGCCCCACCUACUGAUUUCACCGCUCAGGGCGGUGUCACAGCUGAGGAGGAGGAGUUAAGCCGCCGUCUGCUGCAUCUGUCCACAUCAGACACAUAA
Molecule: messenger RNA, 288 nt
Organism: Knipowitschia caucasica
Lineage: Eukaryota; Metazoa; Chordata; Actinopteri; Gobiiformes; Gobiidae
Source: the annotation of a GenBank genome assembly